This is a messenger RNA of Pedinophyceae sp. YPF-701, 804 nucleotides long. The record is from the annotation of a GenBank genome assembly. Lineage: Eukaryota; Viridiplantae; Chlorophyta; Pedinophyceae.
AUGUCGGGCAUCUUCGCGGUCCUGCUCCUCGACAUGGCCAUCAACUGGGUCGGCUGGGCGGCGUCGGUGCUGCUGAAGACCGAGAUGUUCUACGACAUCACCGGCACGGCCACCUUCCUCGUCUCCGUCGUAGGCACCUACUUCUGGGGCACCAUCCCGCACGCCCGGAAGAUCGUCGCCAGCGCCAUGGUCUGCAUCUGGACCCUCCGCCUCGGCUCCUUCCUCCUCUUCCGGGCGGUGAAGACGGGCGGGGACAGUCGGUUCAAGGAGGCGCUGGAGAAGCCCGGGACGUUGUUCAUUUACUGGACACUGCAAGGGCUCUGGUGUUGGAUCGUUGCGAUGCCCGUGCUGAUCGUCAACCGCGCUCCCGCGCUGGGCGCGGCGCUCAAGUGGACGGACAUCGUCGGGCCCGUCCUGUGGGGGACGGGCAUGCUGCUCGAGGCCACCGCGGACAUCCAGAAGUUCAAGUUCAAACAGGACCCUCAGAACAAGGGCAAGUUCAUCGACGUCGGCCUGUUUAAGCUGGCGCGGUACCCGCAGUACCUCGGCGAGAUGUCCGUGUGGUGGGGCACGUUCAUCUUCUGCGCCGGCGCGGGCCUCAGCGGCUGGCAGUACGUCUCGAUCGUGUCCCCUCUUUUCACGAUGGGCCUUGUUCUAGGUCUGUCAGGCAUCCCGAUCCAGGAGCGGCAGGCCAAGGAGCGCUGGGGCGCGGAUCCGGCGUACCAGGAGUACCGGGAGUCGACCAACCUGCUCCUGCCCGUCCCGAAGCUCAUACCGUCGCGACCCAAGGGCCACGACACCUGA